This is a messenger RNA of Neocloeon triangulifer, 4011 nucleotides long. RefSeq lists its product as uncharacterized. The coding region runs from base 135 to 3830 and encodes 1231 amino acids. The record is from RefSeq and is a predicted model, not a curated record. NCBI's taxonomy places the organism in Eukaryota, Metazoa, Arthropoda, Insecta, Ephemeroptera, Baetidae. The transcript has 14 exons.
UCGUGACGUGAGACGAGUUUUGGCACGCAUGGUGUUGGUUGGAGAACUGCUCGCAAAAGCAGCGUGGUGACUGCGAAUUUGCUUAGUCUGGUGGACGGUGUGCUCUGGUGAGCGUAGUCGGCCGUCGAGAGCGCAUGUUGGCUUCGAUUCCAAUUGAAUUGCUGUCGGAGUCUGUAAGCAGAGCCGUCGCACUUUUCAUCUCGUCGGCGGAGACGAUCAUUUGCUCACCUUCUCGACGAAAUUUCACACGAGCUGCAUUCAUGUCUGGCAGCAAUUUCGGGCCGCGCAAGUUUUACUCGCUGCCCGAAAACUACAAGGGCGGCGAGUCGCAACCCAAAAAGUGCCAUGACACCAACAAGCUGAUCCAGUACAUCGACCAGAACGUCGUCGGCAAGGACACGACGUUCAAUGGACCCUACGGAGGACGAAAGGUUGUGUACUGCGAUUACACGGCGUCCGGCCGGUCGCUCAGUUUCAUCGAGCAGUUCAUCUUGAGCGAGGUGCUGCCCUGCUACGGCAACACCCACACGACGACCUCCACGACCUCGCUGCAAUCCACUCUCUUCAGACAUGAGGCUCGCGAUAUUUUCCGAAAUGCAGUCAACGCUUCGGAGCACGACGCAGUUAUUUUCGCUGGAAACGGGUGCACUGGGGCCGUCCACAAGCUCAUCCACGCGCUCAACUUGCAGGUGCCGCCGAUUGUAUUUGUCGGUCCUUGCGAGCACCACUCGAAUCUCCUUCCAUGGCGCGAGAUCGGCGCCAAAAUCAUCAGGAUACCAGAGACCAAGGAUGGUUUUCUCGAUUUGGACAAUCUCAAGUGCCAACUAGAGGCCCACUCUCAACUGAACCAGCAAAUGAUCGGCUGCUUUUCGGCUGCGUCCAACAUUACUGGCGUCAUGGCUGAUGACGUCGCCACAACCCUUUUGCUACACCAGUUUGGAGCGCUCGCUUUCUGGGAUUAUGCUACUGCAGCUCCUUACGUCAAAAUUGACAUGAAUCCAUUGCUGCACGGUGCUGGUGAGAGCUCUGUUAACAAAGACGCAAUUUUCUUCUCAGUCCACAAGUUUGUUGGAGGAGUACAAACACCAGGCGUCCUAAUUGCAAAGAAAUCAUUGUUCAAAAACAAAACACCAAACGGCUGUGGUGGAGGAACAGUUUUUUUUGUUUCCAGAGAUGAUCAUAAAUACCUCAAAGACGUUGAGCUCAGAGAAGAGGGAGGCACGGCUGCAAUUGUCGAGUCGGUGAGAGCCGGUCUGGCAAUGCAAUUGAAAGAAAGCGUUGGCGUGCAAGCAAUUAUGGCCAGAGAAGAGCAAAUCGUCAAAAAUGUACUGGCGCACAUUAAAACGGUGCCCGAGUUGUUGUUGUUAGGCCCUCUUACCCACUCAUGCAAUCAGCGUUUGGCCAUUUUCUCAUUUAUGGUCCGUCAUCCUCGAGGGACGUUUCUGCACCAUAACUUUAUCUGCACAAUUCUGAAUGAUGUGUUUGGAAUUCAGGCAAGAGGCGGUUGUGCCUGUGCUGGGCCAUACGCGCAAGACUUGCUAGGAAUCAAUGAAGACCUUGCAAAGAAAUACGAGGACAUAUUAAUAGAGGACAGCCGACUGGAUAGAACGCAUUUGAGGCGGCAAGAAGAACAUUCCAAUUAUGAGAUGCUGCGCCCUGGCUUUGCUCGAAUAAGUCUUCCAUACUUCAUGAGUGACAACGAAGUGGCUUUUGUCUUGGAGGCCCUGAAAAUGGUUGCGUUGGAGGGAUGGAAACUUCUGCCCCAGUACAUUCUGAAUCCAGAAACUGGCGAGUGGCGGCAUCGAUCAAAUUUAGUGUUCAAAGACCGACGCUGGCUGGGCAGCAUAAACUAUGUGGGGGGCCAAAUGAACUACUCUGAUAAAAAAGUGGCCAACAAUGCAUUAGCUGUGCCUGAGGAUUACUCUCAUAUUCUGCAAACGGCCAGAAAUAUUUUUGGAAAAGCACGAAAGAUGGCUCAGCAGUACGCUAUUGCUGAUCAGAGCAUCUUGUUUGAUGAGCACGCAGAAAAGCUGCGGUGGUUCAUGCUGCCGUGUGAAGCACAGGAUUUGCUUUUGGGACACUCCCAGAACGUCAAGCACUUGGUGCCAUUCGACCCAGUGAACUACGAGGGAUCUCGAUCUAGUCCAAUACCACCGCCCAGAAUUAUUGAACCGCAAGAUUCAGUGGAGAGCAAUAGUUCUGUAAAUUUUGAAGUAGGAGGCUCGGUGGACCCUAGCAAUCUCACUUUGCAACACACACUGUGCAUCGAACAGAGCUUCAACAACUGCACCUCACUUGACUCGUCCACUGUAAGUCCGCUGCCCAAUUUGUUGCUAAACCAGAGGAGUUGCUGCAGCCAGACAGACUUGUUAAAUAUGGGUGCAAAAGAAAAUUUUGUGCAAAGCACUGAAGACAUCAAGGCCUACGUGCAAGGCGUUACCAACGAGAUAACCCAGGAAAUCAAGUCUGAGAUAAGAGAGGUCAUCUGUCAAGUGCAGGAUGUGCUUCACGAAUCUGAAUCAAACGAGUGCUUGCCUGAAAUGAGACCAAGAUCUGGAUCUUUGUCGCUCAAGUCUGCAGAAGACGUUGCCGAGUACUUGGUAGAAGCUUCACAAAAACUUGCCUCGGAGAUGAAAUCGGAGCUUAGAGAGGUCGUCAGUGCAGUGGAUUUGCUUAUAGCUGAAGAAACUGGAGAAUUGAAAAGGUCUUCAUCCCAAUCUUUAAACUCCUUAAACCAUUUCAACUUCCCUGAGCAAUCAUUGAUGAGAUCCUUCAGGAAACCGAGAACGUUUAGCUCUCCAGCCCCAAGAAGCCCUUUGUGCAAUUCACCAGUUAUUGACGACUGCUUGGAUGGUCCAACUGUGAUAGAAAGUGAAAGCACAAGCAAGGAACAAGAAUCGAAUGGACUGGAAAGCAAUGUUAAAGUCGGCCAGGAUUUGAAUCAAGCAGUGAAUUCCUGCAGUAUUAAUCGGAAAAUUUCGGUAGCCUCAACAAGGUGGUUCUGCCCUCCGAAACAAAUCUGGAAGCCCACAGUUGAGGCUAUCAGGGAGUUUGGAAUGAUUCGGCCCGGUGACAGGGUGCUCGUCUGCUUAUCUGGAGGCAAAGAUUCUCUCAGUUUGCUGCACACAAUUCACCAGUACCAGUUCUAUGCUCGUUCUAAGAACAUGGACUUUGAAUUUGGAGCCAUCACUGUUGACCCGCAAACGUCAAGCUACGACCCACGACCUUUGAUUCCGUACCUCCAAUCUUUAGGUGUGCCAUAUUUCUAUGAAGAGCAAAGUAUUUUGGACAAAGCCACAGAGUUGAAAAACAUGGACGCUUGCAAAUCAAUAUGCAGCUUUUGCAGCAGGAUGAAGCGGGGGCGAAUAUACGCAGCUGCCAGACGAGAGGGUUACAAUGUGCUGGCGUUGGGUCAGCACUUGGACGACUUGAGUGAGAGCUUCAUGAUGUCAGUUUUUCACAAUGGCCGUUUGAGAACCAUGAAAGCCCACUACAACGUCAAGGAAAGAGAUUUGAGAGUGAUUCGACCAUUUGUGUUUGUCCGAGAGAAAAAUCUGAGACAGUUUGCUGAGAGCAAAAAGUUGCCUGUGAUCAAGGAAAACUGUCCUGCAUGUUUCGAGGCCCCCAAAGAGAGGCACAGAACCAAGCAGCUGCUUGCUCAACAAGAGAUUCUGUUCCCUAAACUCAUGUGGAGCCUUAGAUCAGCCAUGAUGCCCUUAAUGAGUGUGCACAACACUGGUGUUGAGAGUAAACUUUUUUCGUCGCAUUUGAAAAAGAAUAGUGUUAGCUCGGAUGAGAGUGAAGAUUCGCAAGCUGCAGAUACCAGCUGAUCCUUUUAAAAUGAAUUUACCAGACUUCCUUCUUGAUCUUUAUAAAUAUGUUUCUGAUAAACCAAGGAAGCAAUGAUUUUUUGUUAAUAAAAAUAUAAACUAAAAAUCUUCCAUGUGAAAAAUUUCAAUAUUUUUAUUCUGCUUAAAUUUCUUUGUCAAACAAAAAACUUUCUUGAUUCAA